This is a messenger RNA of Cajanus cajan (pigeon pea), 793 nucleotides long. RefSeq names its product ribonuclease P family protein / Rpp14 family protein. The record is from RefSeq and is a predicted model, not a curated record. Gene Ontology annotation, molecular function: ribonuclease P RNA binding. NCBI's taxonomy places the organism in Eukaryota, Viridiplantae, Streptophyta, Magnoliopsida, Fabales, Fabaceae. Gene Ontology annotation, biological process: tRNA 5'-leader removal. Gene Ontology annotation, cellular component: ribonuclease MRP complex; nucleolus; multimeric ribonuclease P complex.
ACUAUUGGGCUUCACGGACUCAAAGCCCAUAUAACAAACCGACCCGUCUAUCUCAAUCGGAUCUUUCUUCUAGGGUUUCAGUUUCUUCCUUGAAACAACGGAUUUUGUUCGGAGAAUUUGGAUCUUCGGUUUCAGUGAGGGCGAAGGAUCAUGGUGGGGUUCAGAAACAGAUACAUGGUGAUGGAGGUUUUCUUGAACCCUAAUAGAGACCCUGUGAAGGACGAUUCUGUCAUAAUUACACAGUUUAAUGUCUCCAAAGCUAUAAGAGACAGCAUUUUGGUGAAUUUUGGGGAGUGUGGUUUGGCUUCUUCAUUGGGAUCAUUCCAGGUUAAGUAUGUGAAUCCAAUCACUAAUGUUUGUAUCAUUAGGGCUUCAAGAGAGGAUUAUCAGAAAGUAUGGUCUGCCAUUACAUUGCUCACAAAUAUUGGAAACUGCCCGGUGAUGUUUAACUUGUUGGAUUUGUCUGGAAGUAUAAGGGCUUGUAAAAAUGCUGCCUUGAAGUGUGAGGAAUCAAAAUUUGAGCAGUACAAACUCAUUAUUGGUGAUCGAUUCUCUGCUGAUCAUACUCAGCGCAUGAAUACCUAUCUUGAUAGGAUCAAAGUUUUGGAGCACUGAAUAUUUUGCCUCCAAGGAUUGUCUCAUUGAGAUUUCUCAGUUUUUUGCAAUUAGUCUGUGUUCAAUCUGAAGUUGCCUACAAUUAUAGGUUAAAUUUAAUAUCUGUAAUCAUAAUAGACGUGAUAGCUAUGCAAGUUCAGUGCACCCUCUUUUCACAGAAGAUGGAGUCUUCUGUUUA